UCUGCUUGGGCCUUCAUUGAAAACAGCUGUUGCUCAUGUAUCCUGUCAGUAAAGAAUAAUAAACAACCUGUUACUGUAAUGUAACACUACUGCCAUAAGGUGCUGAAUAUGGAAGUUCGCCCUAGUCCUGCACUGAAGGUGAAUGUACCGGACUAUGCUCAUUAUAUUGUUGGAGGCUGCAUCCUUGUCAUUGGGAUUAUUGGCACGUUUGGAAAUCUUUUAGUCAUGUAUACAUUUUACAGAGAUGUGAAAUUGAGGACACCAGCAAACCUCUUUAUACUAAGCAGGACCAUCUGUGACUUCUUGAUGUCAGUGACUCAGGCACCCAUCUUCUUUGUCAACAGCCUCUAUAAAGAAUGGAUUCUAGGAGACUUGGUGUGCAAGGUCUAUGCAUUUUGUGGAGCUUUGUUUGGAAUAACAUCAAUGACAACUUUACUAGCAAUAUCCAUUGACCGCUACAUCGUUAUAACAAAGCCAUUGGAAUCUUUAAGAUGGUCUUCAAAAAAACGUACACUUCAGAUCCUUGUCAUAGUCUGGUUGUAUUCCCUUGGCUGGAGCCUUGCACCUUUGUUGGGAUGGAGUUCUUAUGUGCCUGAAGGGUUGAUGACAUCAUGCACUUGGGAUUAUGUGACUUACUCUGCUGCCAACCGGAGCUACACCAUGGUGUUAUGCUGCUGUGUAUUCUUUGUCCCUUUGCUUAUUAUUUCCUACUGCUAUCUUCUUAUGUUUGCAGCCAUUAGAAAGAGUGGAAGGGACGUUAACAUGCUUGGAACAUAUGGAAAGAAACUUUGCUAUUCACGACACCAGUCAAUGCAAAAUGAGUGGAAAAUGGCAAAAAUAGCUUUUAUUGCCAUCAUAGUAUUUGUACUGUCAUGGUCCCCAUAUGCCUGUAUCACAUUAAUUGCCUGGGCAGGUCAUGCACACAUCUUAACUCCAUAUUCCAAAUCAGUACCAGCUGUUAUAGCAAAAGCAUCUGCCAUCUAUAACCCCAUCAUCUAUGGAAUAACCCAUCCAAAGUUUAGAUCAGCCAUAUGCAAAAGUUUUUCUGUGAUCGUCUCACCAUCAAAGGUACCAAAGCAUGAUGGUGUGUUACAUUCCUUGAGCGAUUCUUCCUUCAGAGAUUCUGUGUCAAGCCGACAAUCUUCCUUUUCUAGAAAUAAAGUUCUUUGUAACCCCUCAACAGUCUGCACAGAUGUAGAAUUUGUCAAACUGGAUACUAAGUUGCGUGCCAUGGAAAUGGCUCUUUUUCAAGAUACCUUUAACAAGAAAAUGAACAAUCAUGUUUCACAGUAAAACCGAGCUCUGCUGCAGUGAGUCGAGGAAAA
Molecule: messenger RNA, 1325 nt
Organism: Protopterus annectens (West African lungfish)
Lineage: Eukaryota; Metazoa; Chordata; Ceratodontiformes; Protopteridae
Product: melanopsin-B-like
Exons: 9
Coding region: 109-1293 (394 amino acids)
Biological process (GO): visual perception; G protein-coupled receptor signaling pathway
Cellular component (GO): membrane
Molecular function (GO): G protein-coupled receptor activity
Source: RefSeq, a predicted model, not a curated record